Messenger RNA from Plasmopara halstedii, 1458 nucleotides. RefSeq lists its product as uncharacterized. The coding region runs from base 1 to 1458 and encodes 485 amino acids. The record is from RefSeq and is a predicted model, not a curated record. The transcript has a single exon. NCBI's taxonomy places the organism in Eukaryota, Oomycota, Peronosporomycetes, Peronosporales, Peronosporaceae.
AUGCCGCUGUCUACCGACUGCGUUGACGGUGUUGGAGCUCUCGACGACGAAUUACUAGCUGCAUUAGAUGACGUACUUUCAAUCUCUGAGUCAAAUUUGAUUGAUGAUGCAUUGUCAACGAUAGAUAACAUGACACUUGGGGAUGAAAUCGAUACGAUGCUAUCGAUUGGGGUUCCACCUCUUGUUCUAACAAAUACGCCGGCAAAAGAAGUGACGUCGCCAACUACGCCUGAUAUGUCGGCAAAGUCUCCUAAUCAAUCUGUUAAUGGUGAUCAAACGCCUCCACAUUUAAGCAAGAAAGGAAAAGAAGCACGUAUGACACCAUACUCGACUUCAAACAAACCACGUCAUCGCAAGCGUCCGAAAGAUGAGCUUGAUUACUUACGUGCCAAGGUAAAUGACAUGGAGGAGAAGUUGGCUGUAUUACAAAGCCAUGAUACUGAAUCACCUAGUGCACAAGGUGUUUAUAACAGCGAUGCUAGCCUCACUCUUGGGUCAUCACAAGAUAUGCUACAACGCUGGAAAAGAAUUGCCGGACGUCAGAAGAAAGAAGUUGACCGCUCUGUACUUGAAAAUAUGCGUUUGCGUGCGAUGCUUGAAGGUCAACUCAAUGUUGCAAGGAGUCUUGAAGAAGCCAUUGAGCAACAACAACGCGAGUCAGUGCAGUCUCUAUUAGGUGUUGGAGAUGGAAUCGGAGGGUCAAAUGUUCUAUCAGAUAAUUUCCUUUUUGCUCGUCUCAAUGAAGGUCUGGACUCACAAUAUAUGGAACUUGACACGAUUUACGAGCUGUGUGGAAUUGCUCAUGUCAAUUGUGACAUGAACAAUGGAACGAAGGUUCUGCAUGAUGUGACGGGAGUUUCUAUUCGACACGAAGAAGUUCGUGUCUUGCCUUUUUCGAUGGAUGCAGUCCAGCGAGCGAUUUGGAGUAUCUUUCGGUACAGUACAGGCAAAGAUAUGAUGCUUGGGCCUAUGCAGACUCAAGUCGUGGAUGAAAAUUGUGUGAAUAUCACAAUGAGGGAAAAACUUGAUUUAGGCUCAGCUAAAGUCGCGAAUACUGUUCGACGACUCGCGUUUCGGCGCAUUUUUGAAGAGAAUCGCACAGUUGUGAUUUGGAGCUCGUAUAUUGAGAUCGACGGAUCGGUUUUUGUUCGGAUGCGAGACAAGGGGUACAUUACAACGUCUUUAUAUAAGUUUGGGACUGAUAGCUUCGGUGGUGGUGUUCCGGGAUCUGUAACUCGAAUUGUUGUAUUGGCAAGUCCAGAAAUGUCUGCAUUUCCAUCGGCUGAAACGCAUAGUGCACAUAUUGGCGAGAUGACGGAACUGGUUGUUGGUCUAUAUCGUGUCACUGCAGGCUUGUUUGCUCAAACUAUUGAUAUGCUAUUGCUACAAGAAGCAAUGGGUGGAAAAAUGAUUGAAGGUGAACCUGCUGCCAGCCCUGUACCGAUCAAUCAAGUCUGA